Drosophila hydei is the source of this 6832-nucleotide messenger RNA. RefSeq names its product DNA polymerase epsilon catalytic subunit A (gene DNApol-epsilon255). Gene Ontology annotation, cellular component: epsilon DNA polymerase complex; nucleus. The record is from RefSeq and is a predicted model, not a curated record. Gene Ontology annotation, biological process: DNA replication; leading strand elongation; base-excision repair, gap-filling. Lineage: Eukaryota; Metazoa; Arthropoda; Insecta; Diptera; Drosophilidae. Gene Ontology annotation, molecular function: DNA binding; DNA-directed DNA polymerase activity; single-stranded DNA 3'-5' DNA exonuclease activity. The transcript is spliced from 5 exons. Bases 56 to 6832 code for a protein of 2258 amino acids.
AACUUAAGUGAACUAGAAGUCAUUCCCCUAGCUCUAACUUUGGGUUCAGGAAAGAAUGGCAGAAAGCGCGAAGGCAAAAGUGCUACAGAACACCGGCAGGUUUGUGAGUGAAACGCGCGCUGAAGGCGACGACUUUUUCAACGAGGCGGGCUACCGGCAGUCGCGAGAGAAUGAUAAAAUAGACUCAAAAUAUGGCUUUGACAGGGUUAAAGACAGCCAGGAGCGCACAGGCUAUCUCAUCAACAUGCACACGAAUGAGGUGCUCGACGAUGAUCGUCGCCUGGUGGCUGCCCUGGAUUUGUUCUUCAUACAAAUGGACGGUUCGCGCUUCAAGUGCACCGUGGCGUACCAGCCGUAUCUGUUGAUACGUCCAGAGGCAAAUAUGCAGCUGGAGGUGGCGCGCUUUCUGGGCCGCAAGUAUUCGGGGCAGAUUGCUAGCCUGGAGCAUAUAACGAAGGAGGAUUUGGAUUUGGCCAAUCACUUGUCGGGGCUGCAGCAGCACUACAUCAAGCUCACGUUUCUCAAUCAGACGGCCAUGACCAAGGUGCGCCGCGAGCUAAUGGCAGCAGUGCGUCGCAAUACGGAGCGGGAGAAGUCGAACACUUACUACAUGCAAAUGCUGGCCAAUUCGCUGGCCCAGUCCUCUAGUGGGGCGGACGAUGGCAGCGGCAAGCGACAACAGGAUUACAUGGACUGUAUUAUGGAUAUUCGGGAGCAUGAUGUGCCCUACCAUGUACGCGUUUCCAUUGACUUGCGCAUCUUUUGUGGCCAAUGGUAUAAUAUACGGUGUCGCAGCGGUGUCGAGCUGCCGAUCAUUACGUGCCGUCCGGAUAUCUUGGACCGACCGGAGCCCGUGGUGCUGGCCUUUGACAUAGAGACAACGAAGCUGCCGCUCAAGUUUCCCGACGCUCAAACGGAUCAGAUCAUGAUGAUCUCCUAUAUGAUUGAUGGCCAGGGCUAUUUGAUAACCAAUCGGGAGAUCAUCUCCUCCGACAUUGAAGACUUUGAGUACACGCCGAAGCCCGAGUUUGAGGGCAACUUCAUCAUAUUCAAUGAGGAGAACGAAAUGCAGCUGCUGCAGAAGUUCUUUGACCACAUUAUGGAGGUGCGUCCGCACAUUGUGGUCACCUACAAUGGCGACUUUUUCGAUUGGCCGUUUGUGGAGACGCGUGCGGCUGUUUAUGAUCUGGAUAUGAAGCAGGAGAUUGGCUUCUCUAAGAUGCGGGAUGGCAACUACUUGAGCCGUCCGUCCAUACACAUGGAUUGCCUGUGCUGGGUGAAGCGAGAUUCCUAUUUGCCAGUUGGCUCCCAAGGCCUGAAGGCGGUGGCCAAGGCGAAACUGCGCUACGAUCCGGUCGAGCUCGAUCCCGAGGACAUGUGCCGCAUGGCCGUCGAGCAGCCACAAGUGCUGUCCAACUACUCUGUCUCCGAUGCGGUGGCCACCUAUUAUCUGUAUAUGAAGUACGUGCAUCCGUUCAUAUUUGCCCUGAACACUAUUAUUCCCAUGGAGCCGGAUGAGAUAUUGCGCAAGGGCUCCGGCACCCUGUGCGAAACGCUGCUCAUGGUGCAGGCCUACCAUGCGAACAUCGUGUUUCCCAACAAGCAUCAAAGCGAGCUCAACAAGCUCUCCAAUGAGGGUCAUGUGCUCGACUCCGAGACCUAUGUGGGCGGUCAUGUGGAGGCGCUGGAGUCGGGCGUCUUUCGGGCGGAUAUACCAUGUCGCUUCAGGCUGGAUCCCAACAUGGUCAGGCAGCUAAUGGAUCAGGUGGACGCUGUGCUCAAGCAUGCCAUCGAGGUGGAGGAGGGCAUACCCUUGGAGUUGGUCAGCAAUCUGAAUGACGUGAAGCAGGAGAUUAUCCAGGCACUGCAGGGACUGCACGACAUACCCAAUCGGCUAGAGCAGCCGGUCAUCUACCAUUUGGAUGUGGGUGCCAUGUACCCGAACAUCAUUUUGACCAAUCGUCUGCAGCCCUCGGCUAUGGUCAGCGACAUGGAUUGCGCCGCGUGCGACUUCAACAGGCCUGGUGUGCGCUGCAAGCGUUCCAUGGAUUGGCUGUGGCGCGGCGAGAUGUUGCCUGCCUCCCGCAAUGAAUUUCAGCGCAUUCAGCAGCAGCUCGAAACAGAGAAGUUCCCACCCCUCUUUCCAGGCGGCCCAACGCGCGCCUUCCACGAACUCUCCAAGGAGGAUCAGGCGGCCUAUGAAAAGAAGCGUCUGUCGGACUAUUGUCGCAAGGCGUACAAGAAGACCAAGAUCACCAAAUUGGAGACGCGCAACUCGACCAUUUGCCAGAAGGAGAACAGCUUCUAUGUGGACACUGUGCGUGCCUUUCGAGAUCGGCGCUACGAGUACAAGGGCCUGACCAAGACGGCGAAGGCGUCGGUGAAUGCUGCCGUCGCCUCGGGUGAUGCGGCCGAAAUCAAGGCGGCCAAGGGACGCGAGGUGCUGUACGAUUCACUGCAGCUGGCCCACAAGUGCAUCCUCAACUCUUUCUAUGGCUAUGUGAUGCGGCGCGGUGCGCGCUGGCACUCCAUGCCCAUGGCGGGCAUUGUCUGUCUCACGGGCUCCAACAUCAUCACCAAGGCGCGCGAGAUAAUUGAGCGCGUGGGUCGUCCGUUGGAGCUGGACACGGAUGGUAUUUGGUGCAUAUUGCCGGGCUCCUUUCCGCAGGAGUUCACAGUGCAGACAACUCAUGAGAAGAAGAAGAAGAUCAACAUUUCAUAUCCCAAUGCUGUGCUCAAUACCAUGGUCAAGGAUCACUUCACCAAUGAUCAGUAUCACGAGCUGCGAAAGCCAGUUGAGGGCGAGCCGCCCAGCUACGAUGUGCGUGAUGAGAAUUCAAUUUUCUUUGAGGUUGACGGUCCCUAUUUGGCCAUGGUGCUGCCCGCCGCCAAGGAGGAGGGCAAGAAGCUCAAGAAACGCUACGCGGUAUUUAAUUUCGAUGGCUCCUUGGCUGAGUUAAAGGGAUUCGAGGUGAAGCGACGUGGUGAACUGCAGCUGAUUAAGAACUUUCAGAGCUCCGUUUUCGAAGCGUUCCUGGCUGGCAGCACACUGGAGGAGUGCUAUGCCUCGGUGGCCAAGGUAGCGGACUACUGGCUGGAUGUGCUCUACAGCCGCGGCUCCAAUUUGCCAGACUCCGAACUAUUCGAACUGAUUGCCGAGAACAAGUCCAUGUCCAAGAAGCUGGAGGAAUACGGCGCUCAGAAGAGCACGUCCAUAUCGACGGCCAAGCGUCUGGCCGAGUUUCUCGGCGAGCAGAUGGUCAAGGAUGCGGGUCUGGCCUGCAAGUACAUCAUAUCCAAGAAGCCCGAGGGCGCACCAGUCACUGAGCGAGCCGUUCCUUUGGCCAUUUUCCAGUCGGAGCCGAGUGUGCGGCGGCAUCACUUGCGUCGCUGGCUCAAGGACAAUACCAUGGGCGAUGCGGACAUACGUGAUGUGCUCGACUGGAACUACUAUAUCGAGCGCUUGGGCGGCACCAUUCAAAAGAUCAUUACAAUACCCGCUGCACUGCAGGGAUUGGCCAAUCCAGUGCCGCGCGUGCAGCAUCCGGACUGGCUGCACAAGAAAAUGCUGGAGAAGAACGAUGUGCUGAAGCAGCGGCGCAUCAACGAGAUGUUCACCAGCAGGCCGCGGCCCAAGCCAGCGCUGGCAACGGAGGAGAAGCAAUUGGAGCUGGGCGACAUGGAGGACCUGGCGGGCAAAGAAGAUGCGGAUGCUUCAGGCAGACCGAUGGUAACCAAGCGCAAGCGUGUGCAUCUCGAUGACGAAGAUGAAGAGGGCACUGCAGCAGAGUCAACGCCUCAGCCGAAGACGUGGCGCCAGGCUCUGGGGCCACCGCCCGCCAUUGGCGAAACCCGCAAGACGAUUAUAGAAUGGGUGCGUUUCCAGAAGCGCAAGUGGGCCUGGCAGCAGGAGCAGCGUCAGCGUUGCCGCCAGCAGAGCAAACGACAUCGCGGCGGCGACGAUAGCGCAGCAGGAGCUGCAUCUGCGCAGGCCGCCAGCAGAGCAACAACAUCCACCGCCACGCUGGGCGGCUUCUUGCGUCGGGCACAGCGCACGCUGCUGGACCAGCCCUGGCAGAUACUGCAGCUGGUGCCGGUCAGUGAUCUGGGCCAGUUCAAUGUAUGGGCGCUCAUUGGUGAGGAGCUGCAUCGCAUUAAGUUGACGGUGCCGCGCAUCUUCUAUGUGAACCAGCGUAGCGCAGCGCCGCCCGAGGAGGGACAACUGUGGCGCAAAGUGAAUCGUGUGCUGCCCCGAUCCCGACCCGUUUACAAUCUGUAUCGGUAUAGUGUGCCCGAGCAGGUGUUCCGCGACAAUUGCCUGGGCAUGCUGGCCGAUCUGGCCACACCCGACAUCGAGGGCAUCUAUGAGACGCACAUGACGCUGGAGUUCCGGGCACUGAUGGACAUGGGCUGCAUCUGUGGCGUGCAGCGCGAGGAAGCGCGUCGCCUGGCUCUGCUGUCCACGCGCGAGCUGGAGAGCUUCAGCAUUGAGCAGCUAGAGCAGCGUCCACAGUCGCAUAUUCGAUACCUUCAGCAUGCCAACACCAAGCUGCGCAAGAUCUAUCUGUAUCAGCACAAUAUACCCACAGCCAAGAAGGAGAUGUGGGCGCUGUUCCUGCUGCCCAGCAAGAAGGCAUUUGUCUUCGCCUUGGACACAGUGCGAGCCAAUCAAAUGCCCAACAUGAAGCAGCUAUACACGGCGGAGCGUUUGGCCUUGAUCAAGAAUCUGCAGCAGGCCGCACAGAUAGAGAAGCUGCCACCGGAGGAUUUUAGCUUUGAGCUGCUCAUCGAGGUGGACGUGAAGCAGAUCUACAGGCACAUCCAGCGCGCUCUCUCUACGUACAAGCAGGAGCAGCCGGGUCCCACCAUGCUCUGCCUGCAAACGGCCACCGAGGCGAGAAAAUUGAGCGCAGCCAUGCCAGUGCUGCUGGAGUUUCCGCAAGCCCAGAUACACAUCUCCGAUGAUGCCAGUCUGCUCUCCGGCCUCGACUGGCAGCGGCAGGGUGCGCGCGCAGUGGUCCGGCAUUUCCUCAAUCUGAACAAUGUGCUGGAGCUUAUGUUGGAUCAGUGUCGCUACUUCCAUGUGCCCAUUGGCAACAUGCCGCCGGACACGGUGCUCUUUGGUGCGGAUCUGUUCUUUGCCCGCCUGCUGCAGAAGCACAACUUUGUGCUGUGGUGGUCGGCGAGCACGCGCCCCGACUUGGGCGGCCGUGAGGCGGACGACAGCCGUCUGCUGGCCGAGUUUGAGGAGAACAUCACGGUGGUGCAGAAUCGUGCCGGCUUCUAUCCAGAUGUGUGCGUCGAACUGGCUCUGGACAGCUUGGCUGUUAGCGCAUUGCUGCAGUCGAACAGGAUUCAGGAAAUGGAAGGCGCCUCCUCGGCCAUUACGUUCGAUGUGAUGCCGCAGGCAUCCCUCGAGGAAAUGAUCGGCACGGUGCCGGCAGCCACGUUGCCCAGCUAUGAUGAGACUGCUCUCUGCUCCGCCGCCUUUCGCGUAAUGCGCUCCAUGGUGAAUGGUUGGCUGCGUGAGGUGUCCAUCAAUCAGAACAUCUUUUCCGACUUUCAAAUCGUGCACUUCUAUCGCUGGGUGCGCUCCAGCAAUGCCCUGCUCUAUGAUCCUGCGCUGCGCAGAUCUCUUAACAAUCUGAUGCGAAAAAUGUUCUUGCGCAUCAUAGCGGAGUUUAAGCGCUUGGGCGCCACCAUAGUCUAUGCAGACUUCAACCGAAUCAUCCUCAGUUCGGGCAAGAAGAACGUGUCGGAUGCCCUGGGCUAUGUGGACUACAUUGUGCAGAGCUUGCGCAACAAGGAAAUGUUUCACUCCAUUCAGUUGAGCUUUGAGCAGUGCUGGAAUUUCAUGCUCUGGUUGGAUCAGUCCAACUUCUCGGGCAUACGAGGCACCCUGCCCAAGGGCAUUGAUGAGACUGUCUCGGCUAUAGCGGCGGGCAGCACAACGCUGCGACAGAGCCAGGCCCGUAAGAAGCAGGGCAGCGAAGAUGACGAUGAGGGUGAUGAUGAUGACGACGUAGAAGAGGUCGAAGCUGAUGCUGAAGAACCGCAACUGGAGGAGGAGGAAGAGGAGCUAUCUCUAGAAUUAAACUGGACCAUUGGAGAGCAGCUGCCGGACGAGAAUGAAUGUCGCGAGAAAUUUGAAACUCUGCUCACGCUCUUCAUGCAAGCUCUGGCGGAACGUAAGACCACUGAACAGGCCAUUAAGGAUAUUUCGCACUGUGCCUUUGACUAUGUGCUGAAGCUGCAUAAGAACUAUGGCAAGGGCAAACCGAGUCCUGGCCUGGAACUCAUACGCAGCAUUGUCAAGGUGCUCAGCGUGGACAAGACACUCGCGGACCAAAUCAACGAGCUGCGCCGCAAUAUGCUGCGUCUGGUUGGCAUUGGUGAGUUCUCCGAUCUGGCUGAGUGGACAGAUCCCUGUGAUACGUACAUCAUCAACGAGGUCAUAUGCAAGGCAUGCAAUCACUGCCGCGAUCUGGAUCUAUGCAAGGACAAGCAUCGCGCCAUGAAGGAUGGCAUUCCUGUCUGGCUGUGCGCGCAGUGCUAUGUGGCCUACGACAAUGAGGAGAUUGAGAUGCGCAUGAUUGAUGUGCUUCAGCGCAAGCUGAUGUCCUUUGUACUGCAGGACUUGCGCUGUGCGCGCUGCAACGAAAUCAAACGUGAGAACUUGGCUGAGUUUUGCACCUGUGCUGGCAACUUUUUGCCUCUUAUCAGUGGCAACGAUAUUGAAAAGCUGCUCAAAACGUUCAGCAACGUUGCCAGCUACCACAAAAUGCAGUUGCUCCAGGAAACGGUGCAGCAGGCCGUGAAAACGCCGCGCUAG